This is a messenger RNA of Manis pentadactyla (Chinese pangolin), 2252 nucleotides long. RefSeq names its product transcription factor 25 (gene TCF25). Gene Ontology annotation, cellular component: RQC complex. Bases 98 to 2128 code for a protein of 676 amino acids. NCBI's taxonomy places the organism in Eukaryota, Metazoa, Chordata, Mammalia, Pholidota, Manidae. The record is from RefSeq and is a predicted model, not a curated record. The transcript has 18 exons.
GCUCCGCGCCAGCGCGCCGUCAGUGCGCAGGCGCGCUAGCCCCUCUCCUUUCCGCUCUUCCUCCUCCGUCUUCGGACGUCAGUGGCCGUUGGGUCGUAUGUCGCGCCGGGCCCUCCGGAGGCUGAGGGGGGAACAGCGCGGCCAGGAGCCCCUCGGGCCUGGUGCCCUGCAGUUUGUUCUCCGUGAUGACGAAGACGCGGAAGAGGAAGGCCCAAAGCGUGGGCCAGCCGGCCGGCGCCCUGGAGGCGCAGGCAAGGAGGGCGUCCGAGUCAACAACCGGUUCGAGCUGAUAAAUAUCGAGGAUCUUGAAGAGGGACCCAUGGUGAAUGGGGAGAGGUCCGAUUGUCUGCUCGCAGAUGUGGUGGUGACAGGGAACAAGAGGAGGUCCCAGUGUGGAAGUGCAGAGACCAGGAAGGAUGCAGAAGUGGCUGUCAAGGCAGCACCCCCACAGCAGUUUAAUGCAAGUUGCAAAUUCCGAAAGAAGAAAAAGAAACAAAAAAACAAGAAAAACUCUGCUGGAGAAACUUCGGAAAAUGGGCUGGAGGAUAUUGAUCGAAUCUUGGAGAGGAUUGAGGACGGCAGUGGGUUAAGCCGGCCAGGCCCGCCUCCCCUGAGCUCCAAGAAGCACGUUCUGUAUGUGGAGCACAGACACCUGAAUCCAGAUACAGAACUGAAAAGGUACUUUGGUGCUCGAGCUGUCCUUGGGGAGCAAAGGCCACGGCAGAGACAGCGCGUGUAUCCCAAGUGUACAUGGCUGACGACCCCUAAGAGCACCUGGCCCCGGUACACCAAACCAGGUCUGUCCAUGCGGCUGCUGGAAUCCAAGAAAGGUGCGUCAUCCUUCGCGUUUGAGCACAGUGAGGAGUACCAGCAGACCCAGCACAAGUUCCUGACUGCCGUGGAGUCCAUGGAGCCCAAUAACAUCGUGGUCCUGCUGCAGACAAGUCCCUACCACGUGGACUCACUCCUGCAGCUCAGCGACGCUUGCCGGUUCCAGGAGGAUCAGGAGAUGGCCCGAGACCUUGUGGAGCGAGCACUGUACAGCUUGGAGUGUGCCUGCCAUCCUCUGUUCAGCCUCACCAGCGGGACCUGCCGGCUCGACUACCGCAGGCCCGAGAACAGGAGCUUCUACCUGGCCCUCUACAAGCAGAUGAGCUUUCUGGAGAAGCGAGGCUGCCCGCGCACGGCACUGGAGUACUGCAAGCUUAUUUUGAGCCUUGAGCCAGAUGAGGACCCCCUGUGCAUGCUGCUGCUUGUGGACCACCUGGCCUUGCGAGCACGAUGCUACGAGUACUUAAUCCGCCUCUUCCAGGAAUGGGAGCCUCAUCGGAACCUCUCCCAGCUCCCGAAUUUCGCCUUCUCUGUCCCAUUGGCAUACUUUCUGCUGAGCCAGCAUGCGGACCUCCCCGAGCAGCUCAGUCCUGAGAGAGAAAAAGCCUCCCUCCUGAUCCAGCAGGCCCUCACCAUGUUCCCUGGAGCUCUCAUGCCCUUGCUGGAGUACUGCAGCGUGCGGCCCGACCCUGCCGUCGCCAGCCACCACUUCUUUGGGCCAGACGCGGAGAUCAGCCAGCCCCCUGCCCUGAGCCAGCUGGUGAGCUUGUACCUCGGGAGGUCGCACUUUCUCUGGAAGGAGCCUGCCACCAUGAGCUGGCUGGAAGAGAAUGUCCGCGAGGUUCUGCAGGCGGUGGACGCUGGAGACCCCGCCGUGGCUGCAUGUGAGAGCAGGCGGAAGGUGCUCUACCAGCACGCACCCAGAAACAUCCACCGCCACGUGGUGCUCUCCGAGAUCAAGGAAGCCGUUGCUGCCCUCCCCCCGGACGUGACCACGCAGUCUGUGAUGGGGUUUGACCCUCUGCCUCCUUUGGACACCAUCUACUCCUACGUCAGACCAGAGAGGCUGAGUGCUGUCAGCCACGGGAACACUAUCGCCCUCUUCUUUCGAUCCCUACUGCCCAGCUACACCACGGAGGGGGAGAGGACGGAGGAUGGAGGGCCUGGGGCCCUGAACCACAACCAAGGCUUGAAUAGGCUGAUGCUCGCCCUUCGAGACAUGAUGGCCAACUUCCACUUCCACGACCUGGAGGCGCCACGCGAGGACACCCCUGAGGGAGACGGGGAGUGGGACUGAGGAGGGCCCACUCAGUCCUGUUCCCGAUUGCUGUUCUGGUCAGGAUUGGCCAGCCCCUCGGGUAGAAAUGCUGAUGUCGUCCACCUGCCACCCACCUCUGUUCCUCUAUAAACACGAAGGGUUA